UGCCCUGUCACAUGCACCCAGGUCACACUGAAUAAAAGACCUGCUCUGCUCCUCUAAAUAGAAGCAGACCCUUGUCAGGGGCGGGGCAGGGGAUGUGAGGGAGGGGAGUUGGCUGCCUCCGAGAGCCUCUUUAAGGAAGGCCGCAUCUGGAGCCAGGCAGAGGCAAGUGUGCCUAAGUCUGCACAGCACAGUUCAGCACAAGGAAGAAAGGUCCUGUGUCUUACAGUAUGCCUGGAUAUCAGACUGGACACUCUUCUGAGCCUGGAACUUGUGUCUGCUUAAAACACAGAAUGGCAUUUAAUGAUUGCUUUAGUUUGAGCUAUCCUGGCAAUCCUCAGCCAGGGGAUUUGAUUGAAGUGUUUCGUCCUUGUUAUCAACAUUGGGCACUGUACUUGGGUGAUGGGUAUGUUAUCAACAUAGCACCUCUAGAGGAUGGCAUUUCCCCCUCGUUUACAAGUGCCAAGUCUGUAUUCAGCAGAAAGGCCCUGGUGAAGAUGCAGCUUUUGAAGGAUGUUGUUGGAAAAGACACAUACAGAAUAAACAAUAAAUAUGAUGAUACAUACCCCCCUCUCCCUGUUGAAGAAGUUAUCCAACGGUCAGAGUUUGUUAUUGGGCAAGAGGUGGAAUAUGACAUACUUGUCAACAACUGUGAGCAUUUUGUGACUUUGCUUCGAUACGGAGAAGGAGUUUCAGAGCAGGUUGUUGCCCUUGGAAGAGGAACCACUUUUCCCUCACUUCUCUACAAAUUUAUUUUUCUUUGGUGAAGAUGCUCUAUAAGUCUGAAUUCUAAGCAACAUCUUUGAGUUACUUCUUCCCUGAAUUUCUACCAUGAGUGUAUGAGACGUGCAUGUUAAUCAACCGCUGUUCAUUUCCCUCUUGUUAAUUUGUCUUUUAUUACAGAGCCUCAGCUGAGAACUUAAGAUGGGUAAAGAAAAGAAUUUUCCUCUCCUCGGAUAGUUAACAUUAGAGUUCACUCUGUGUUGUACCUUCUGUGGGUUUUGACAAAUAUAUAAUACAUGUAUCCAUCAUUACAAUAUCAUACAGGAUAGUUUCCCAGGCCUGAAAAUCUCUAUACUCUGCCUGUCAUUCAUUCCUGCCUCUCCAUAAACUUCUGAUAAUCACUAAUAUUUUUUUUUUUACUGCCGUAUGUUUUAUCUUUCCCAGAAUGUCAUAUAGUUGAAAUCAUACAAAGCAAAAUGCACUUAAAAUUCCUCCAUGUCUUUUCAUUAGAUGGUUUGAUUGCUCAUUUCUGUUUAUCACUGAAUAAUAUUCCAUUUUCUGGACGCACUACAGUUUAUUUAUCCACUAACCUACUGAAGGAUAUCUUGAUUGCUUCCAAGUUGUGGUGAUUAUGAAUAAAGUUGCUAGAAACAUUUGUGUGCAGCUUUUUUGUGGAUGUAAAUUUUUGACUCAUUCGGAUAAACACCAAGGAUUAUGAUCGCCAGAUCAUAUGGUAAGAGUAUGUUUAGUUUUGUUAAAAGAAAAAACAACUGCCAAGCUAGCUUCCAAAGUGGCUGUACUAUUUUGAAUUCCCACCAGUAAUGAAUGAGAGUUCCUGUUGCUCCACAUCUUCUUUAGCAUUUGGCAUUGUCAGUGUUUUGGAGGUCAGCCAUUCUCAUAGGUACGUAGUGAUAUCACCAUUGUUUUAAUUUCAUUUCCUUAAAUAUGUAUGAUGUUGACCAUCUUUUCAUAUAUUAUUUGCUAUCUGCGUAUCAUAUUUGGUGAUGUAUCUCAAACUCUUUUGCCCAUUUUUAAUUGGGUUGCUUACUUGUUUUCAUGUUUUUGAGUUUUAAGAGUUCUUAGCAUAUUUUGGAAAACAGUCCAUCAAAUAUGACUUUUGCAAAUGUUUUCUUCCAGCCUGUGGCUUGUCUUUAUUUUUAUAAAUUCCUAAAAUCAACAUUUCUCACUGUGAGUCUAAACAAGUUACUACAAUACGCCUGUCUUUGUGCACUAUGGCAGCACCCUUGAGUGUGCCUGUGCGAGCUGACACGCAGUUCACCUGACUGUGCUUCAUUGCAGCACUGUAGCCUCAGAGUCUCGGGGGAAGAGAGAUUUCUGAUAACCACUGUAGUUGUCUGUGACCCAGCUUCACUGAUACCUGGACCCAGCUGCUUCUGCUGUAGCUAACAUUUCACUGGGCAUGUAUAGAUCCUCAGAAUCAUGCCUGCCCCCCAUCCCACACACACACCUGAAAGCCCUGUAUAGGACAAAGUGUGCAGGAUAGGAUUUGGUGAUCUGAUAAUUCUAAAUCAGUCACAAAAAGUUCUUGUUCAUGCUGGCUCACCACAGACAUCCUGGGAUUUUUUUAAUCUUGCAGAUCGAUCCUGUUACACAUAACUCUAAGGGACUGUCCAAAUUAUGUGGGAUUUGUCCAUUUAGAAUGCAACUUGAAAUAAAUAAAUGUUUGGAAUUUGGGGACCUGCACACUGGAAGUGGUUUAUUAUAAUUUUAUCUUGCCUGUGCAGUCUCAGGGGAUUUUGAUUUAGGACUGAGUUGUCUGUCCUCUCCCCAGGUCUCUUAGAUGUAGAGAUUUCUCUCACGUGUCCUGUUUCUAGUGGCUGAAAGACAUCCAGUGAGUUGGGACUGCAUCUAGCUGUCCCCCUCCCCUCCAGGAUCCUGCAGGUUUUCCCAGGGCUGUCCCCUGCUGCCAUUUGACACCUCUGUUUACAGACACCAAUUACACCUUCCAGUUUUUUCACUGCCUGCCACUCUUCCUGUGUCAGACUCUUUGGGAUCUCAGCAUCUGCCUGGAAUUGCAUAAGGUUUGGGCUUGGUUUGCAAUCCUUGAUCCCUGUCUGAUUAUUGAUUCUGCCCCUUUUUGGAAUUCUGCCAGGUAUCUUGUAUCUCCCACCCCAUUUUUGCUCCCUAUGUCCUUUGUGGGUAGUUCUCUGCUACAGUGAAUUCUGCUUGGAAACAAUUUAGGUAGCAACUAAUUAAGAAUUACAAAUAAAAGAAAUAGCCAACCAACCAAAUACAUAAAAUUAAGAGUUGUAAACUAAAAUAGGAUUUUUCCAUUGUUUGCCAAUGUCAUUCUCCCUGGCAACUGGGGAUGGUGGCAGAGCAGAGAGUUACAAUUAUAGGCCAUGUCCCUACAGACCACAGGGUGGUGUAAUGAAGUGAAUACUCUUUGUGCUGCUUUCCUGGCCAGAGCCCUUGCUGCCUGUUCCCCACAGGGAAGCCUCAGUUAGGGAGGGACAUUAUGUUGCAUAGGGGGGUGGCAGGCUCAGUGGUGGAGGGCUAUGGGUUAGAGGGCAUGCUCCAGUGUUAGCUGGGUCAGGUUUUUCAGCAUUUGGGCUGGUCCCCAGAGUUGUUUAGGAAAAAUGUUUAGCUUUAUUUGAAAGCCUGACUCUUAACUCUUAGAAAACAACUCUUGUUUUCCCAAAUAUCUGAUGACACUGAAGUAUCUGAAUGUGACCUUUGGGUCAUAAAAUUGCACUCAAACCCUUGCAGAUGGAAGGUAAUAUUAGUUGAGUGCCAUGCAACCAUGAAUAUUCAUCAGUUCCCUCAUCAUGAUGAUGAUUAAUACCCUUAAAGCUAUAAAUGUCUGAACUCCUUUAUGGACAAUUGAACUUGAAAGUGAUUUAUUUUUGUUUGUCUACAUGAGAAAUUAAUUUUUGCCAUAAUAGUUAACAUUAGUAUUGACUUAUCUUGAAGUUUGUUUAUUGGAAUAUAAAGUGUAUCUACCAAGUAAGAGUGUAUGGUAUUUAGCUCAGAUCACAUUCCUGAAUUAUUUUCCUAACAGCUUUAAGUCAGAGAACACACACACACAUGCACACACACGUCCAUCCAAAUGCUGUCAUCUUUUUAAUAGACUUCUUGAGUGAGUACUCCUGUUUUCUUGUCUACACUCCCUCGACCAAUGCACACACAUACACGCACACACUAUUCACCUUGGUCUAGACCCAGCCAAAUGAGUAUGUGCUUAGGAGGAGAGGGUAUAUAGGGGGAGGACACAUGAUUCAGGACUAAACUAUAUCUAAAUGCCCUGGUGCUACUACCUCCCUUGGGCAAAUGACUUUUAACUUCUCAAAUUGUAUAAAACAGUAAUGCUAUACUGUCCAGGUGUACCAUGAUUAUGAUUAGGAAUUGUGGCAUAAUAAGUUUAUAAACUAUCAGAGGCUAUAAAAAUAGGACUAUAUACCUAUGUGUAUUUAUAUCUUUGUCAUAAUAAUUACAUUUAUUUCAUCUUCGUACAAAAUUUUAAUUUUGCAUUCGCCUUUAAGUUCAUCCAUUGUACAUUAAAAUGAGUCUCUGAUUUAGGAAACAAGCUAAAGCUGAGGUUUAGGACACUAAGAUGCUUUUAGAAUAAGAUGUGUUUUUGAUUCCUUUUUC
Messenger RNA from Bubalus bubalis (water buffalo), 4332 nucleotides. RefSeq names its product phospholipase A and acyltransferase 1 (gene PLAAT1). Gene Ontology annotation, molecular function: glycerophospholipid phospholipase A1 activity; A2-type glycerophospholipase activity. Gene Ontology annotation, cellular component: cytoplasm. Bases 228 to 764 code for a protein of 178 amino acids. Lineage: Eukaryota; Metazoa; Chordata; Mammalia; Artiodactyla; Bovidae. The transcript has 5 exons. The record is from RefSeq and is a predicted model, not a curated record. Gene Ontology annotation, biological process: N-acylphosphatidylethanolamine metabolic process.